Molecule: messenger RNA, 663 nt
Organism: Poecile atricapillus (Black-capped chickadee)
Lineage: Eukaryota; Metazoa; Chordata; Aves; Passeriformes; Paridae
Gene: PIN1
Product: peptidylprolyl cis/trans isomerase, NIMA-interacting 1
Exons: 4
Coding region: 191-634 (147 amino acids)
Cellular component (GO): nucleus; cytosol
Molecular function (GO): peptidyl-prolyl cis-trans isomerase activity; protein binding
Source: RefSeq, a predicted model, not a curated record
CCCCUCCCAGCUCCCUUGUCCCCGGUGACCCCUCAGAACCCCCCAUGAGGUUGUACCGGGGGGAUUCUGGAGGUACCGGGAGACCCCUGAGGGGUCCCGGGAAGACUCCGGAGUUCCCGGGGGAGGCUUCGCACCCUUCGCCCCUCUCCCCAAAAUCCACCAACCUGUCCUCGCGUUGUCCUGAGUUCUGAUGCGGAUGAGAUCCACGACGGGGAUGAACGGCCGCGUGUACUACUUCAACCACCUGACGAACGCCAGCCAAUGGGAGCGGCCGAGCGGGGGCUCGCGGGCGGAGCCGGGCCGGGUGCGCUGCUCUCACCUCCUGGUCAAGCACCGGCAGUCGCGGCGCCCGUCCAGCUGGAGACAGGAGCGCAUCACCCGCUCCAAGGAGGAGGCGCUGCAGCUCGUCAACGGUUACAUCCAGAAGAUAAAAUCGGGAGAGGAGGAUUUUGAGUCUUUGGCUUCGCAGUUCAGCGACUGCAGCUCGGCCAAGGCCGGAGGGGACCUGGGAGCUUUCGGGAGAGGGCAGAUGCAGAAGCCGUUUGAGGACGCCUCGUUCGCGCUGAGGGCCGGCGAGAUGAGCGGCCCCGUGUUCACGGAAUCCGGGAUCCACAUCAUCCUCCGCACGGAGUGAAGUGCCUUGGGAAGCCCGGAAUUCCCGGG